Messenger RNA from Rotaria sp. Silwood2, 315 nucleotides. Lineage: Eukaryota; Metazoa; Rotifera; Eurotatoria; Philodinida; Philodinidae. The record is from the annotation of a GenBank genome assembly.
AUGUAUCUACUCGAUACAAAUAAUCUUGAAGACGCACGAAUAUUACUUAAACGACAAACAAUAGUUAUGCGGAAUAAUCUUUUUGAUAAACUCGAUAAUGAUGAUAAUACAUUACUUCAUCGUUAUGUUCUUCGAAAUCAUGCUGAUGCUGUACAUUUAUUAUUAGAAUAUGGUGCUUCAGUUUAUUCAGUAAAUAAAUAUGGUUGGUUACCAAUACAUUUAGCAGCUUAUUGUGGGCAUGAUAGAACUAUUAUACAAUAUCUACUUGAAUUUGAAAAAAGACAAUUUAUCAGCAUUGUUGGAUUAAUAUUUUAA